Pimephales promelas (fathead minnow) is the source of this 4065-nucleotide messenger RNA. Lineage: Eukaryota; Metazoa; Chordata; Actinopteri; Cypriniformes; Leuciscidae. The record is from RefSeq and is a predicted model, not a curated record.
UGUCAGCUGCAGAUACUGAGGUCUGAAGUCAGUUUCUCAUGAUGAAGAGCAGAGAGAGAUCUUCAUCUCCAGACCCCAGCUGUGUGUCUAUGAAGAGUGACAGAUCCAUGGGUCAUCCUCCUAAUAUCAGUGAUGAAGCAGUGACCUCUGACCCCAGAGUGGAUAGAGAUGAUCAAACUGGAGAUUCUCCUCAACCAGUGAAUGAUGAACUACAGAGAGUCAAAGACCGACUCAAAACCAGCAUGAAGAGCAAGUAUGAGAGAUUAUUUGAGGGAAUGAAUCUCCAAGAGAAUGAAACCCUCCUGAACAGGAUCUACACACAGCUCUACAUCAUAGAGGGAGAGAGAGGAGGAGUGAAUGAAGAACAUGAGGUUUUACAGAUGGAGAAAUCAGCCAGAACACAACACUCACAAGACACUCCAAUCCACUGCAAUGACAUCUUUAAAGCCUCUCCUGAACCAGGACGCCAGGAGAAACAGCAGAUCAAGACUGUUCUUACUAAAGGCAUCGCUGGAAUCGGGAAAACCGUCUCUGUGCAGAAGUUCAUUCUGGACUGGGCCGAGGGGAAAGACCAUCAGGAUGUAGAUUUCAUGUUUGUGCUUCCAUUUCGAGAGCUGAACUUGAUCCGAGAUCAUCAGUACAGUCUUCACAGACUUCUGCUGGACUUUCAUCCUGAACUUCAAGAUCUGGACUCAAAGAUGUAUGAGGAGUGUAGAGUUGUGUUGAUCUUUGAUGGUCUGGAUGAAAGCAGAAUCCCACUGAUGUUUUCAGACGCUCAGGAAGUUUCUGAUGUGACUGAGUCUUCAUCAGUGGGUGUGUUGAUGUCAAACCUCAUGAAAGGAGAUCUGCUUCCCUCGGCUCUCAUCUGGAUCACCUCCAGACCAGCAGCAGCCAAUCAGAUCCCCUCCAAAUACAUCCACCGUCUGACAGAGAUUCAGGGAUUCAGUGAUCCUCAGAAGGAGGAAUAUUUCAGGAAGAGAAUCAGUGACGAGCAUCAAGCCAGCAGAAUCAUCUCUCACAUCAGAAGAGCAAGAAGCCUCCACAUCAUGUGCCACAUACCCGUCUUCUGCUGGAUCUCCUCCACUGUGCUUCAGAAGCUCCUGGAAGAAGAUCUGAGUGCAGAAAUCCCUCAAACUCUGACUGAAAUGUACAUCCACUUCCUGCUGAUUCAGAUCCACAUGAGGAAUCAGAAGUAUGAAGAGAGAGAUCCAGAGAAACUCCUGCGCUCCAACAGAGAAGUGAUUGUGAAACUUGCUGAAGUGGCUUUCCAUCAGCUGAUGAAGGGCAAUGUGAUGUUCUACGAGGAGGACCUGAGAGAGAGCGGCAUAGACGUCACUGACGCCGCAGUGCAUUCUGGGAUCUUUAAGGAGAUCUUUAAGGAGGAAUCUGUGAUUCAUCAGAGGAAAGUCUACAGCUUCAUUCAUCUGAGCGUCCAGGAGUUUCUCGCUGCUUUCUUUGUGUUUUACUCGUAUAUGAUCAACAACAAGGAACCACUGCGUGAAUAUAGGCUUUUCAGAUCUGAUAAAGACUCUCUGUAUGAUCUACUAAGAUCAGCAGUAAAUAAAGCCCUCAGGAGUCAUAAUGGACGUCUGGAUCUGUUCCUGCGGUUCCUGCUGGGCGUCUCACUGGAGUCCAAUCAGAGACUCUUACAGGAUCUACUGACACACACACAGAACAGCUCAGAGGACAUCAGGAGAAUCACACAGGACGUUCUAGAGAUGAUUAAGACAUGCUUUUAUGAUCAUGAUGACAUUUAUGUAGAUGAACUUGAUAUGCGAUACAAAGAAAAUAAAAAACUUGCUGAACUCUCAGCUGAUCAAUCCAUCAAUCUGUUCCUCUGUCUGCUGGAAGUGAAAGAUCAGACUCUGUCCAGAGAGAUUCAGGAGUUUGUGAAAUCAGACAAACACUCACAGAAGGAACUCUCUCCGUCUCACUGCUCAACAAUCUCCUUCAUGCUUCAGAUCUCAGAGGAGCCGCUGGAUGAGCUGAACCCCAUGAAAUACAACACAUCAGCUCAGGGCAGAAGAAGACUGAUACCAGCUGUGGUCAACUGCAGUAAAGCUCGGUCCGCUGAUCGCACCAUUGUCCACUGCUUGCAGUGCCACAAACCCCAGGACAACCUUGCUGUUCAUCUGGCCAGAGUGUGCAUGAAGAAACGCACGCCUGAGGAGAGAGCGGCCGAGGUUCAGAAAGCCAAGGCUUCGGGCAAAGAGUGGAUUCGGACGAACAGGACCUGGGACUACAACCAGAUCUGUGUGCUCCUGCCUGACCGGCGCUCUCGGGUCACCAUGGUCAAGGAGCUUCUACGGCGUGGUUUUUUUAUCACGAACCAGCCCCGCGAGUCUGACAGUGACGAAGAAGAAGAUGCUGCUCCGUCUGAUCUUCCUCAAACCCGGUUGGUUCAGACGGCUCCGGGCAUUAAACACUGCCAGAAGAUCGUGAGAGUGGCGAAGCCGGACGUGCUCAGGAUCCAGAGGGACCUGCAGGCGGGCAGAGAGCUCUCCAACACGGACCAGACGCUCUACCGCUAUUACUGCGAGGCGCUCUUGGUGUUUGUCCACAUGCAGCGUCCCAGAGCCGUAGAAGCCUUGACGGAUACCGAGUGGGUGAACAAGACCAAGCUGGGGGACAGGUUUGUGAUCGGCGUACAGAGGGAGAAAGCCUCGAGUAUGCAGAUCGCUCUGACCCAAGAGGAGGAAGCUUGCUUGGAGCUGUACUUCAGCCGCAUCAGGCCUGAGAACAUUCAGCCGGAUAAACUCUGCAAGAGCUUCUUCGUCUCGUCGUCUGGCGUGGAGGUUCACAGUGUCUCUCGGGACAUGAAUCGGCUGCAUAAACUGUACAAGCUGGCUCCUUUCUCUGCCCAGUGUGUGCGGAGGGCGGUUGAGGAGGCUGCAGAAAAGCUCCCGGCGCAGCAACAGGAGGCGCUCCAGCAUUACCUGUCCAUCAGCGCUGGUGCGGUCCGGCCGCAGGAUGUCCUCGACGCGGCUCUGCUGCUGGAAUCAUUAGUCAGCACUUCUGCGGACGAGACGUCCUCGGCCACAAGCGGUGCCGCUGGACCAUCUGGGAAGAGCUUCGCUGAAUUCGUGGAGAUAUUUCCUGUUUCGCCGGAGGGUCAGCCGCCGUCCAAGAAGCAGCGCGUCGAAUCAGGCUUUCCAGAUGACCGCGUUUUUUAUGACAAGUGGCGGAUUACCCAGCGUGCCCAGCGAGAGGAAUAUCUGCUGUCACGUUUCACAGUCCACAAGCCUUCGGCCGCAAAGGUGGCGCGGCUUAUCGCGCAGGAGGGGUGGAAGGUCAACUGUCCCAAGCCGGAGGACAUCGAGCGGAUGUGGACACCAGUUUCGAAGGCCGCGGUUGAAGAUUACAAGUUCAUCCUUCGCUGUGUGUCUGAGCAGAACUGGGCCGGCGUGGCCAUUAAAGACUUUGGUGGCAAGAACGGUUUGGGAGUCGUGGCAACUCGGACUUUUUCCAAGAACGACAUUGUCUGCGAUUACCACGGCAGGGUCAUCCCAGCGGCACGAGGGAGGGCGAUGGUGCAGGAUGACGAGGACGGGCACAUGUUCUUCUUCAAAGCCGGACAGAGAGAGCUCUGCAUCGACGCCCAGACCUUUCCGUGCGAGUGCCACCCUGGCACAGACACCGUUGGCAGGAGGAUAAACCACUCCACAAAAGCACCCAACCUGAAGCCCUUUCACUGCAGGCUGCGUGUGGACGGGGAGGACAAGUACGUCAUCCUCCUCAGGGCGCUGCAGGACAUCAGUGUGGGUGUGGAACUACGGUUUGACCACGGGGUGAAGAGGAAGUCCUUCUGUGGAGAGGGCCUGGACCCGAUCUUCAUCACACAUGUGGAAGUGAAGUGAAGUGGAGCUGGAGAGAUUUGAGAAAGAUUCGUGCUUUAUUUCACAGUGUGUUCGUUCCCAUGUCCUGGAGCUGGAGUGGGUGGAUGUCUGCCGACCCUGACAGACUCUAUAAUAUUGGACAUAUAUUUAUGCUUUAUGUACAGGACUUCAUAUAAAGCUGUUACACAUAUUUCUUUACUGUUUUAAAAAUAAAAAUUCACUUAAUUGA